Molecule: messenger RNA, 3569 nt
Organism: Pseudoliparis swirei
Lineage: Eukaryota; Metazoa; Chordata; Actinopteri; Perciformes; Liparidae
Product: histone acetyltransferase KAT5
Exons: 16
Coding region: 1-1815 (604 amino acids)
Biological process (GO): regulation of DNA-templated transcription
Molecular function (GO): histone acetyltransferase activity
Source: RefSeq, a predicted model, not a curated record
AUGACGAAAAUGGCGGACAACGCAUCAUCGGUCGAGAUUGUUGAGGGCUGUCGCCUCCCCGUUCUUCGUAAAAACCAAGAACACGAAGACGAAUGGCCGUUGGCUGAAGUUUUAAGUGUGAAGGAAGUCUCUUCGAGAAAGCUUUACUAUGUUCACUAUAUUGACUUCAACAAGCGACUGGAUGAGUGGGUCACAGUGGACAGGCUGGACAUGAAGAAGCUCCAGUUACCUAAGAAAGAAGCUAAAACGCCAACCAAGAACGGUCUUCCAGGCUCCCGUCCCGGUUCUCCAGAGAGAGAAGUGAGGAAGAGUCUAGAUCUCAACGUACAGUCUGCCUUAGCUCCUUCCAGAGGCAAAACCCUCCCCACACCGCUAUCGGGUCAUGGUGAACUGCAUGGGACUCCAGAAUUAAACAACCACGAAAUAAAAAAGGAAGAUACUGAUCCGGCUGUGCAGAUCACGUCGGGAAGUGGUUUAACGCACAGCGUUUCCAAAUGUUUGUCAAGUGUAUGCACUGGACUUGUCAAGCCACAUUUCAACUUCAAGUCUUUCAAGAAGAGAAAAGUAGAGCCCGUUUCCUUGGCGACUCAGGUACCCCCGGCCACCCCUGUGCCCUCCCUGUCAAGUUCAACUGAAGCCUCUCAGGCCUCUGUUUUUCCUGCUGUGAGGGAUCCCAACACGUUUAAAUCCCGGGAAGACCAUGAACCGAUCUCCUCGCUCACAACGAACGGCACAGCCCGGCGGCUCAUCCCCUCGCAGCCCGGGAGGAAGAGAAAAGCUAAUUGUGGGGGAACUGACGAGAUGAUAAAGGUUUUGCAGUACAACAACCCGCAAAGUGCCAAUGUCUUUCUACCACCACCAGAGGAUUCCCAAGACAGUUCAGACGGCAUCCCGUCUGCACCCCGCAUGACGGGCAGUCUGGUGUCCGACCGCAGCCACGACGACAUCGUCACCAGAAUGAAAAACAUCGAGUGUAUAGAGUUAGGACGUCACAGACUGAAGCCCUGGUACUUCUCACCAUACCCACAGGAACUCACCGCUUUGCCCAUCCUCUACCUCUGUGAAUUCUGUCUCAAGUACCUCAAAAGCCUGAAGUGUCUCCAGAGGCAUUUGGCAAAAUGUAAUCUAAGACAUCCUCCAGGCAACGAGAUCUACCGCAAAGGCACCAUCUCAUUUUUUGAGAUCGACGGCAGGAAAAACAAAACUUAUUCCCAGAACCUGUGUUUACUUGCAAAGUGUUUCCUGGACCACAAAACCUUGUAUUACGACACGGACCCUUUCCUCUUCUAUGUAAUGACAGAGUAUGACGCCAAAGGCUUCCACAUUGUGGGCUACUUUUCUAAGGAAAAAGAGUCGACUGAAGAUUAUAACGUAGCCUGCAUCUUGACCUUGCCUCCCUACCAGCGGAGAGGCUAUGGCAAACUGCUCAUUGAGUUCAGUUACGAGCUGUCUAAGGUAGAAGGGAAGACGGGGACUCCUGAGAAGCCCCUUUCUGACCUGGGUCUUCUGUCCUAUCGUUCCUACUGGUCCCAGACCAUCUUGGAAAUUCUCAUGGACCUUAAACCUGACAAUGGAGAAAGGCCGCAGAUUACAAUCAAUGAGAUCAGUGAAAUCACAAGUGUAAAGAAAGAAGACGUCAUUUCAACGCUUCAGUACCUAAACCUCAUCAACUAUUACAAGGGUCAGUACAUCCUGACUCUUUCAGAGGACAUUGUGGACGGUCAUGACAGAGCGAUGCAGAAGAGACACUUGCGCAUAGAUCCAAAAUGCCUUCACUUCACCCCUAAGGACUGGAGCAAGAGGGGCAAGUGGUAGAGUCCCCCCCCCCCCCUCCCCCAAACCGCCAGAUAGCAGACUUGAAGCAACCAGUGGAUCCGAUCAAGGUUUUUGUCGGGGUUUCUCACGCAGAACCUCAGAACCUUCUUGAACCCAGGACUCUUUCAGAUGCCACACAACGGACAUGAAUUGUCACUUGAGCCGCAAACACUUUUAUUGUGAAUAUUCAUUGUAUAUUGUGAAUUUAAAAAGCUCUCGAACUUGGGGACAACAGAGGGACUGGUUAACCGUGACGCCGCCAAAAUAUACAACACACCUUCUACUGUGUAAAAGAUCCUGUUUGUGACCAACAGUGCGUGUGAAAGUCCGAUGGGGUGUUUGUUCAAUAGUGUACAUUCAAGCCUACGAUGGCCAACUUGCAGACCGCCGUAUGGAAACAAUAUUGUUUUCUAGAUCGACAGUGAAUCCUCUCAUCUGUUGACGAGUCCACAUUCUGUAAAAAUCACAAAGAGCAUUUAUUUUCUUUAAAUUCAACCAGGAACGUUCAUUUUGUUUUAAGUGUGAUUUUUGUCUACAUGCUUUGAAUCUGCCACACGAGGAGGAGGUGGUGUCGAAAUGUUGUCGUCAGAAUGAUUAAUUUACCUCACAAAAUGUCAUAUUCCUAGUGUGAUACUUUCCAACAACGUCACUGGUCCUACAAGUCAUAUUUAAGAAACCACAGUUGAUGACGAGUACUCGGCUUCAAGCACUCCUUAGACGACGGGACGGCACUCCGACAUCUUGUCUUCACUUUCUACCUUUUUUUUUGUACGAAGUGUGCAGGAUUCAAAAUGUCUCAAACACCUCUUAACACCACAAGUUUGAAUUGUUUAUAAAAUACAAUACUGACUGAUGAGCAUGUGACGCUUGCACUCACUUAUGAACAAAGACUCUUGAUCAAUGUAUCGUGAGUUGGUAAAAGGAACACAAUGUUAGGAUCUGCAAACAUUAUAAUUCUCAUCUCGGCGAACAGAUAGUAACUUUAAGUUCAUCUCGAUUCUCCGCCAGUGCCUGAAUUAUUAUUUUUUUUGUCUUUCAAAGAACAGCGAGGACAGAAAUGUUCUCGCAGUAAUAUGGCUCACUUGUAAAUAAAAAAAAUGGUUAACGGUAUUUAAUUAAACGGCCAAAACAGCUUUGAUGAAGACAAACAUUAAAAAAUAAGCAAAGUCUACCGUUAUUAUAUUGCUUAAGAGCCAAUGUGGACACUUCAGGUUUGUUAACUUUUAUAGUAGCAAGUCUGCUUUCAUUUCCCUGUUUUAUAUUGUUGGAAGUAUUUAUGCUCUUUGUGAUCAUUCAGGAGAUUCUUCCUUUUUUAAUAUAACUCCGUGUCAUAAUCAUCUGUGUGCAAUGAGACAAAUCAAUUCCCCAUGUUAGACCACAUGUCACCCGUAACUGUACAUAAUGGACCUGAUUGUAAAAAGAAAAGAAAAGAAAAAGCUGCGAAGACAGAAGCCAUGUUGAACUGUUCGAGGAAUGUAAAUUAUGUGUACAGUUGUCCUUCGUGUCCUUUUUGUACUUAAUGUAAACUAACUGGCUGCACAAUAUCAACAGGAAAAAACAAAUGGUAUCUUAUACUUUCGGUUUGUGUUUUAUGUUUACAUGCCACAAAGGUUGUUAAAUUUACCCUGUUGAAAGGAUUUAGAACAUCUUUAAGUGAAACACAGUUGACGGUAUACUUUGAGCAUUUGAUAUAAAAAAAGGUUCUUGACUUGAUAAAAAAAACUCUUAAAAACCAUAAAAGUUUCUUAAAUGUG